AAUCAUCGUUGGAAUACCAAGCGAAAAUCAUGGAACGCUGGCAGAAUCGCGUGGCCGUCGUCACUGGCGCCAGCUCGGGCAUCGGAUCGGCCAUAGCCAAGGAUCUGGUGCUGGCCGGGAUGACGGUGGUGGGUCUGGCCCGUCGCGUGGACCGCGUCAAGGAGCUGCAGAAGGAACUGCCGGCGGAGAGGAGGGGCAAGCUUUUUGGCCUCCACUGUGACGUGGGCAAGGAGAGCUCCGUGAACGAGGCCUUCGAUUGGAUCAUCCAGAACCUGGGCGCCGUCGAUUUGCUGGUCAACAAUGCCGGCACCCUGCAAUCGGGCUAUCUGCUGGACAUGAAUCCGGCCGUAAUGCAGCAGGUCCUGCAGACGAACAUCAUGGGCAUCGUUCUGUGCACCCAGCGAGCGGUGCGUUCCAUGCGGGAGCGCAAGUUCGACGGCCAUGUGGUGCUCAUCAAUAGCAUUCUCGGGCACAAGACCAUGACGGCCACGGAGGGCGUGGCGCCCGACGUCAACAUCUAUCCGCCCAGCAAGCAUGCGGUCACGGCCCUGGCCGAAGGAUAUCGCCAGGAGUUCUUCGGCCUGGGCACCCGCAUCAAGAUUACGAGCGUCAGUCCGGGCGUGGUGGACACGGAGAUCCUGCCGGACAGCAUUAGGCAGGCCAUCAAGGACCGAAUGCUCCACUCCGAGGACAUCUCGCAGGGCGUGCUGUACGCCAUUGCCACCCCGCCACAUGUCCAGGUGCACGAGCUGACCAUCAAGCCCAUUGGGGAGACCAUGUAGGCAGCUCCAGGAGCUUUGAAUUUUUUUUCUAAUUCCUAUUUAUGUUAACCGAGGCAGAAAAUACGAAGCACCGUAUGCACCAUUUUCGUAAACAAUUGAAUUCAUAAUUUAUGUAUUAUAUAUAUUUACGUUACAAUAAAAAUGU
Molecule: messenger RNA, 927 nt
Organism: Drosophila erecta
Lineage: Eukaryota; Metazoa; Arthropoda; Insecta; Diptera; Drosophilidae
Product: farnesol dehydrogenase
Exons: 2
Coding region: 30-782 (250 amino acids)
Source: RefSeq, a predicted model, not a curated record